GGGUUAGAACAAGCCGGCGCAUACAGUCGCUAAAGGAAGCCUCAGUGAGUUUCUAUCAGGCGUUGACGACAAAAGUUUGGAAUACGAUGAGUUGUGAGUGAGAACCGUUUGACUGGUGGCCCUCAGGGAUUCCUCCUCAGCAUAGUGCUAUUCACACCUUUAGUAGCGAGCAGAUAUUUUGCCACUUUCAAUAAAUGACACAGAAGUAGUGGACUGAUGUGGACAGGUCAAAAGAGGUGGCUAUAGGCAGCAGAAUGGGAAAUAUUGUUUACCUAUCGGACUGUCUGAGGCGCUUCUUUGCUUAAAUUGCCUCUGGUAGAGAAACGAGGUUGUGAAAGGUUGGAGCUUCCUUACCCAAUUGCCCGCCCCUUUUCAAUAAGAUCCCCUUUACAGGUUUAUAUUGUGCACUUGCUGUCACAUGGUUAAAUUCACAAUGGAGGGAGUGAACCUAAUUACAGCCUUGCUUCUGGGAAGCCUCAGUGAGUACUGAUAUUAAAUUACCGUGAUGGGCAAAUACUAUUUUAGUCCCUACAUCAUCCAGAAACUAAACUUAACUGCGCACAAAUUGGUGAUCUAAUCUGAUGUUUUGAUGUCUCACAGCUGAGCAGUAAAACUGUUUUACUGCUUUCUGUUUCAGGCUGGAUGUCUGUCUCUGUAUCCGAGCCUCAGAAAGUUGUCCAGCCUGGUGAAGAAGUCACACUGACAUGCAUCAACAUUUCCACCUAUCCAUCUCACACAGAGUGGUUCAGAGUGACCGGCAGGACCAAGCCCACCUGUGUCGCCUCUAUGUACGGGUCUGAUGGCAAAGUUUCGACCUGUGUGGGAUUUGAACAUGGAUUUAAAAUGAGCUCCGACAACAUGACCAUUUAUCUUAAAAUCGAGCAAGUGGAUUUGUCUCACUCUGGACUGUAUUUCUGUGGAUUCUACAAUGCCAGACAUACAAUCAUUGCCAACGCAACUCUUUUGAUUGUUCAAGAUAACAGUCAAUCUGGUGGUGGAGCAGAUUCUAAUAUUGAGAAAGGGCCUGAUGGAAUGACAAAUCUAAUGAGUGUGAUCCUGGCAGGUCUAACUCUUUUCCUCAUCAUAGUUGUUAUUGUUCUGGCUGUUAAAAUCAAGAAACUUCAGACAGCUGUGAAUGAAGAACCAGGAGCAGAAAGAAACAAGGAUCUGCGCUCAGAUGAACCGAACUACGCGGCUAUAAGAUUCCAGGUGAAUCAAAAAAGAGGCCGAAGACCUGCAUGUGAGAGGGAGCUGGAGACAAAUGUUGUGUAUGCUGCCACCAGAUAAUAGAUUGUGGGUGACAAAUACAAUUGAUGCU
Molecule: messenger RNA, 1318 nt
Organism: Pungitius pungitius (ninespine stickleback)
Lineage: Eukaryota; Metazoa; Chordata; Actinopteri; Perciformes; Gasterosteidae
Exons: 5
Coding region: 643-1287 (214 amino acids)
Biological process (GO): response to bacterium
Source: RefSeq, a predicted model, not a curated record